AUGCGGUUUCUACGAAGCAUCGUGACAACUGUCCUCGCAUGCGCAGCUCCAGCGCUCGCGCAGAACUCAACGUUCCUCAACCCAGUACUUCCAGGUUGGCACAGCGAUCCAUCAUGCGUCAACGUGAACGGGACGUUCUUCUGCGUAACUUCCACCUUCAUAUCCUUCCCCGGGCUGCCCAUCUACGCAUCGAAAGACUUAGUCGACUGGAAACACAUCAGCCACGUAUGGAACCGUGAAUCACAGCUUUUGGGCUAUAGUUAUUCCAGCGAUGGUCAACAAAGAGGCAUGUACGCAGCGACUUUGCGAUUCCACGAGGGUGUCUUCUACGUCAUCUGCGAAUAUCUCGGAUCAGACAUGGAGGCAGGUGUCUUGUUCAGGACCACAGAUCCUUUCGACGACGCGUCAUGGAGCGAUCCAGUGACGUUCGAGGCUCCCAAGAUCGAUCCCGAUAUUUUCUGGGAUGAUGACGGCAAAGUGUAUGUCGCAACCCAGGGAAUCAUCGUGCAGGAGAUGGACAUCGAUACUGGCGAAAUGGGACCUGUAAUUUCGCUCUGGAAUGGCACCGGCGGUGUUUGGCCCGAAGGUCCACACUUCUACAAGAAAGACGGAUGGUAUUAUCUGCUGAUUGCCGAGGGCGGAACAGCCGAAGACCACUCAGUCACCAUGGCUCGCGCCAGAAACAUCACGGGCCCUUACUCUCCCAGCCCAUACAACCCACAUCUGACGAACCGCGGUACAUCAGAGUACUUCCAGACCGUUGGUCACGCAGACCUCUUCCAAGAUAACAACGGCGCAUGGUGGUCUUGCGCGCUCGCGACGCGCGUGGGUCCAAAUGGUACAUCCUUCCCCAUGGGGCGCGAAAUGGUACUCACGCCAGUUACGUGGGAGGAAGGCGAGUGGCCCGUAUUCCAACCUGUAAGAGGCAAGAUGACUGGCUGGCAACUACCUGCGCGCUCAAGAGAUGUUCCGGGUGAUGGACCCUUCAACUCGGACCCAGAUGUUUACGACUUCCCUCAAAACUCGACAAUUCCACGCAACCUCGUCUACUGGCGUGUUCCUCGCGAAGGCGCGUUCAAGACUUCGCAAAAGGGUCUGCAAGUCGCUCUUGGUCGCAACAAUCUCGCCGGCUCGCCAGGCGGGUCUGACCCAGCUUCAAGGGCUGUGAACUUCAUCGGGCGCCGUCAGACGGAUAGCACGUUCAAGUUUAGCGUAGAUCUAUCCUUCGACCCGAAAGCUGAUGGUGAAGAAGCUGGUGUGACCGCUUUCCUGUGGCAGACGGCAAACAUCCAGCUCGGACUCAUGCGCAGUAAUGGGUCGACGUAUCUGCGUUACAACUCUACGGAACAUGAGGAGAAGAAGACGCCUGUGCCCGCAUCUUGGUCUGGAAAGCCUAUGCGCUUCGAGAUCACGAUGCCGGAUCCAAGGACUUAUGUCUUUUCGGCUAUGCUAGCGCACGGCAAGUCAAGACCGAUCUCGUUUGGUAGAGCUUCAACAGAGCAGCUGAGUCCAUCUGGCUCGUUCGUAGGAACGCUGAUUGGUGUGUAUGCUACUUGCAAUGGAGCUGGACCAGGGCUAGAUUGCCCAGCUACCACGCCCAAUGCAUACUUCAGAAGGUGGAGGUACAAGGGUAUUAGACAGUACAUUUCUGAGACUGAGAGUGUGCGAAGCGAAGACUUCAAUAAAGGUAGAUAA
Messenger RNA from Alternaria ethzedia, 1695 nucleotides. RefSeq lists its product as uncharacterized. The coding region runs from base 1 to 1695 and encodes 564 amino acids. The transcript has a single exon. Gene Ontology annotation, biological process: carbohydrate metabolic process. Gene Ontology annotation, molecular function: hydrolase activity, hydrolyzing O-glycosyl compounds. The record is from RefSeq and is a predicted model, not a curated record. NCBI's taxonomy places the organism in Eukaryota, Fungi, Ascomycota, Dothideomycetes, Pleosporales, Pleosporaceae.